AUGGACACUCUGAUCGGCCGUUGGAAUGGAAUGGCAUUGGAUCUGAAGCGAUAUUACGAGUACCAGAUUGAGAAGCGUCACCCUUUACGCCCGGACAGGUACAACAGUCGGAUAACUUCAAGUACAAGUGGCCCGAUGACGAAGCGCAUCGUGUACAUGGAGCUCGAGUGGUUGCCGCAUGGCGAUCUCUACGCACUAAUACACCAUUAUUACCGGCACGAAAUAAUGGUGCCAGAACCUUUUAUAUGGUACGUCUUCCUCGCCAUGGCCAAGGUCGCCGUCAUCUGCCUCAACGGGCAGCUGUCGGACGAAAAGGAUCUGGAGUGGGAACGCAUCUGCCACGUCGACAUCAAGCCGGACAACAUCUUCCUGGGGGCGCCCAACCCGAACGAGCCAAUGGAGUGGGCGCGCAUCUACCCAGUGGCCCAAGGUUGCGGACUGGGAUAUGGCGUACCACACGACAGCGCUGUAUCAGGGCGAUCUGAACGACCCGCUCGAGUGGCCACGGAACCCGUAGGACUUGCACGGUAA
Diplodia corticola is the source of this 531-nucleotide messenger RNA. Its product is annotated as serine threonine protein kinase. The transcript is spliced from 2 exons. Gene Ontology annotation, biological process: protein phosphorylation. The record is from RefSeq and is a predicted model, not a curated record. The coding region runs from base 1 to 531 and encodes 176 amino acids. NCBI's taxonomy places the organism in Eukaryota, Fungi, Ascomycota, Dothideomycetes, Botryosphaeriales, Botryosphaeriaceae. Gene Ontology annotation, molecular function: protein kinase activity; ATP binding.